AUGUCAUCUCCGCGUUCCAAGCGUUAUGUGCGCACUGAGGGACACAUCCAUGUUCCCGGGGUUGGAUGUGGACGGCAGCUUCCGAGUUACCCUGACGGCUGCCGGCGCGGUGUCCAGGGCAGCACCCCGCCCGGUCCCGGCCCCUCCAGCCCCGGGCCCGACCCCUCCUACGCCUCUGCCUCGACGCGAACGCGGAGCCCGAGCGCGCGUCACGCCGUGUGGGGCCGAAGAGGCUGCUACCCAGAGGCGGAGUGCGGGCUCGCGAGGGUCCCCGCCCCACUCUCGCUCCCGCCAGCACCAACGGACUCGCGUCCCCGCCGCGCGCCGACUCGGGAGCAGCACCGCCCCCGGCACAGGAGCCUCACGCGCCUCUUACCUAACAGGAAGUUGGGUGGAAGCAGCGCGGACCCACGGCGCACCGAACGCACUCCAACGGAACCCGACGCAGACACGCGCUUUCAACCGGCGGAGACACCGGCAGGGCCAGAAACGCGCGCAGCGGGUGCGGCAAGUCGGCCCUACGUCUCCGCAAACCCCACGCUUCGGGGUGGCCGCCUCAGACAGGACCCUGAGUCCGAGACUGGGGUAGGGGACCUGCCCGAUCCUGUAACAACCCUCGUGCUUCUGCGCAAUCGCCUCCCACUAGCGGCUGGGGGUAGCUCCUGUUUCCUCAGGCCCAGGGGUCAGCAGAUUAUAAUCCAGAGGCCAAGCCCAGCCUGUCUGCUUUUGUGUAUAAAGUUCUCAUGGAACAGAGCUGUGAGCCUGCCGUGUGUGGUCUACGGCUGCCCCUGGACACAGCUGCGGAGCUGACUCCUGCACAGACCUCGGGGCCCCCAGAGGGAGGCGCCUUCCCUCCAUCAUCCCCACUGAGCACCAGCCGCCACAGCCGCUAAAACCUGCGGAACUCACUCCAUGCCCCUUGUUGGCUUUCUUCACAUAAAGUGGAUAAAACUGGGUGUUUACAGCCUAAAGCAGCCCAUGCCAAGGCACUCCUCAGGGACUGAGCCUUAGUCACAGUCCUUGUGACUACAGCACGUCCAUAGAUGGGAGCUGGCCGAGGGAUCCGUGUGCCUCCAGCUUCUCGGAGCUGGAAAGAAUCCAUACUGGAAAAAUGUUCCUUCAGUGCUCCUCCUUCUGGGAAAAAAAGACGGGGAGCUACAUCAACCUUAAGGGUUCAUGUUGCUUGAAUGUAAGCAUAAUAAAUAUUCAGCAUGUC
Molecule: messenger RNA, 1216 nt
Organism: Pan troglodytes (chimpanzee)
Lineage: Eukaryota; Metazoa; Chordata; Mammalia; Primates; Hominidae
Exons: 5
Coding region: 1-810 (269 amino acids)
Source: RefSeq, a predicted model, not a curated record